Magallana angulata is the source of this 4667-nucleotide messenger RNA. RefSeq names its product mediator of RNA polymerase II transcription subunit 23-like. NCBI's taxonomy places the organism in Eukaryota, Metazoa, Mollusca, Bivalvia, Ostreida, Ostreidae. The transcript is spliced from 33 exons. The record is from RefSeq and is a predicted model, not a curated record. Gene Ontology annotation, cellular component: transcription regulator complex; mediator complex. The coding region runs from base 85 to 4140 and encodes 1351 amino acids. Gene Ontology annotation, biological process: regulation of transcription by RNA polymerase II; positive regulation of gene expression.
UUGCGAAAACCGUAGGGUAACAUGGAAGACAGCGGCAAAGUUGUCGGUGUUUAACAUCUAUUUGUUUACAAUUUCGCGUUUAACAUGUCUCAAAAGACGAUCGAGGACACAAUUAUAGACGUCGUGAGGGAUAUUUUACACGGCGAGGCAAUUGAGGCAGCCCUGUGUUCUGUAAUCUUGCACACAGAGGAGUCUCUACAAUGGAAGAAAGAACACUGCUUCAACAGCCUCAAAACUGCCCUGGCCAAUGUUCCCCAGGAAAGCUUGGACACCGCUCUGAAGUGUUACAUCACACAGAUUUACAACGUUCAGAACGCCAGCCGGGUGGAGCUCCUUCUGGACCUGUUGGAGGGGCUGGUGGAGUACAAUGUAGUCCCUGCAAAGCCUAUUUGUGAUGCUCUAUUGGACCAUGAGCUGCUCAGCUACAACGCCAGCCUGAUGUGGACCAAGACGUUUCAGCUGAUGAGGAAAAUCAUCGGCGGUGUGGACUACAAGGGCUGUAGAGAUUUACUUCGGGGCAUCCUGGAGAAAUGUCAGGGGAUAAAGGAAGAUGAGAAUGUGUCCGUCAUGCCAGAUAUUGACACCCCAGUCAAUUUGGUGGCCCACAUCUUGGAUCGUAAUGUUUGCUUGUUACCAGCGUAUCUUGCAGUGAAUGAAAUCAACAAAGUCUGUCCCGAGGACAGGAAGUGGCCUCACUGGAAGAUGGGCAACAUCCUGGCUGACUUUGUCCACAGUUUUCGCCCAGCUGCCCAGAUGGUCACUGUUUCUGGUCGGACUCAUCUCUUACCAGUGGUUGGAUACUCUAUCGCUAUCUCGACCAGUAAUGUGUGGAGACUCAGCUCAUCCUGUCUCAAGUUCCCCCUCAACGGGCCCCUUCCUUAUGACAAGGAACUGUCAGAACCCCAGACCGGACUAUUGCGCUAUGUUCUGGAACAGCCCUACUCCAGGGAUAUGGUCUGUAAUAUGCUGGGACUCAAUAAACAGGUGAAGCAAAGGUGUGAGGUGUUAGAGGAGCAGUUGGUGGACCUGGUUGUCAUGGCAAUGGAGAGGUCCGAGAAUGAUGACGCCUCCAACGAUGAAUGCCUCAGUCAGUUGUUAUGGCAGCAUUUAUCCAGCCAAGUCAUUUACUUUGUGUUAUUUCAGUUUGCCAGUUUUCCACACAUGGUUGUGUCCCUUUAUGAGAAGCUGAAGGGUCGUAACCUGAACAAAGGGCGAGACCACUUGAUGUGGGUCCUUCUACAGUUUAUAUCGGGCAGCAUUCAAAAGAACCCGCUGAAGGAGUUUCUGCCUGUGAUGAAGCUGUAUGACCUGCUGUAUCCAGACAAGGGGAUGAUCCCAAUGCCAGACGUCACCAAGGCCCAGUCAACCCACGGCGUGGCUGCCACCUGUAUCUGGAUCCACCUCAAUAAGAAGGCCCAGACGGACACCAUCAAACCGCCUCGCCCCACCCCGCACGCCCUACAGGAACACUGCGAGUUUCUGAAGCAGAGUUUGAACAACAAGAACCUGUCACUGAAUGACUACAAGAUAGCCCUCCUGUGUAACGCCUACAGCACAAACAAUGACUACUUCAACCUGCCAAUGGGGAAACUGGUGGAAAGUAUCUAUGGCGACAGUAAACACACAACAUUGUUGCCAGGCAACAUAGUGGCCUCUGCUCCGACUCAGCCUCUAGCCAUGAGCCUCCUAGAUUCCCUGACAGUUCACGCCAAAAUGAGUUUAAUACACAGUAUAGUUCACCGUGUUAUCAAGCAGGCCAAAUCUAAGGCCACCAUAGCACAAUCUCCGGCCCUGAUAGAGACGUACAGCCGACUGCUUGUUUACAUGGAGAUUGAAUCUCUGGGGAUAAAAGGAUUCAUCAGUCAGUUACUGCCCACUGUGUUCACACACAAUGCCUGGGGCAUCCUCCACACCCUGCUGGAGAUGUUCAGCUACCGCCUGCACCACACCCAGCCCCACUACCGCAUACAGCUGCUGAGCCACCUACACCACCUAAGUCAGUCCCCGCAGACCAACCAGAACCAGCUACAACUCUGUAUGGAGAGCACAGCCCUCAGGUUGAUCACAGGACUUGGGAGUUUUGAGGUUCAACCCCAGCUGUCCCGGAUAUUCAAUGAACCAGGGAGGCCAGGGUUCUUGUCCAAUGAGUCAGAGGAACUGAACAGGGUGCUGGUUCUCACCAUAGCCCGGGCCAUGCACGUCACAGGUGUGGACAGUUUUUCCUCCACCUGGCCGAGAGAAAUUCUGAACCAGAUCAUGGCUAACACGCCCCACAACUGGUCCCCCAACACACUAGCUAACUUCCCCCCGAGUUUGGCUGAGUUUUUCCAGGCCCAACCCCAACACCGAGACGACAAAAACACGCUCAAACGCAAUGUGGAGGCCGAGUAUAAAAAGUGGAAAACCAUGGCCAAUGAGAAUGACAUCAUAGCUCACUUCUCCAUGCAGGGCUCCUCCACUGUGUUCCUGUGUAUUAUAUGGAAGAAUUUGCUGGAAGAGAAUAGAGGAAUAACACCCAUAGCAUACAAGGUUUUGGAUCGCCUGGGACCUCGGUCUGUCUCAGCACAUUUACGCACGUUUUCUGAUUACAUUGUCUCGGAACUCAAUCUGAAUUCUGCUGGAGGACAGCAUUUCCAUAAGGCUAUUGACUCCUUGAAUGAGAUGGUAUGGCGGUACAACAUUGUAACUAUUGACCGGCUCAUUCUGUGUCUGGCCCUGAGGAAUGUGGAUGAGGAUGCCAGGCUGUGCUACCUCCUGAUUCACAUGCUGCUCCUGAAGCCCCAGGACUUUAAGUCCCGCGUACAAGAAUUUGUCAAGGAGAAUUCCCCUGAGCACUGGCUUCAAAACAACUGGCAUGAAAAACACAUGGCUUUCCACCGGAAAUACCCAGAGAAGUUUUACUUUGAGGGUAUCCAGGACCUGAGCAGUCCCAUUCAGCAUCAGUACCUGCCCGUCUACUUCGGGAAUGUCUGUCUCCGGUUUCUGCCGGUAUUAGACAUCUUGUUACACAGAAUCCUGGAGCAGCCCUCCCUGACAACCAACAACCUGAACCUGUUUGAGAAAAUUCUGGAAAGUCUGGGAGUUCUGUACAAAUUCCACGACCACCCUAUCACCUACCUAUACAACACACUACACUACUACCACAAGAUCCUGGUCCAGAGAGCCGCCUACAAACGCAGGCUUGUCACCACCAUUUGGAAUGCCCAUCAGGAGAUCCGGCCCAGCACCUGGUUCCUGACAGAGGACUACCAAAGGUUCUCCCACGAAGAGAGUCUGGAGUGGGUUCCAGAUCUGGAUUACUACGUCCGGAUCAUUGGCAGACUGGUUGACACUAUUGACGGUAAGAGUCCCUUCCCUAACUGUGACUGGAGAUUCAAUGAGUUCCCGGGACCUGCUGCCCAUGCCCUCUAUGUGACCUGUGUGGAACUGAUGGCACUUCCUGUCCCCGGGAACGUGGUGGGGAAUUCCCUGCUGGAUGUCGUCAUGAAGAGUUCCACUCAACUACAGAGGGGCAAGGUCAUGUCAUGGAUGAAUGCUGUAGGACUGGUGCUCACAGCUUUGCCGGAGACCUACUGGAUCUCUUUGAACAACAAGAUCGUGGAGACGAUUUGUAGUCUGCCUCUGACAGUCCAGGGCGGGUGUCAGCCGUUCCAGGUGUUCAACUUCACCACCAGCCAGACAGUGUUUGCCGAGCAACACAUGACCUACUUACUGGCCCUGUCUCAUGCAGUGUGGCACCAUGCAGGAAUAGGACAGCUAUCUCAGCUCAGUGUAUUCCUCCGGGACCACCUGAAGCCAGUGGUGAAGACAGAGGAACAGUUCCUGUACGUGUGCCACCUGGUGGGGCCGUUCCUACAGAGGCUCCACUCCGAGCGGACCCGCAGUCUGAUGGAGUUGGUUGUGGAGCUUUACGAGAUCCUGGUCAACGUGGACAAGUCAUGUGACCAUCUCCGGUACCUUGACCCAAUUACAGACUUCCUAUACCACAUCAAGUACAUGUUUGUGGGGGACAGUGUGAAGAAUGAGAUUGAGAAGAUUAUCCGUAACUUCCGGCAGGCCCUGACCUUACGUCUGAGAUUUAUCUCCCACAUCAACCUGGAGGAAGCCAUGACCCCACUGGCCCCGCCCAUGUCUACCUGAGGAACAAUGCUUGGCUUUUUGAAUUUGAAAUACUUGUACAGGACUAGCAAGAGUUCCUCUUCUGUGAAAUAGCCAUGUGAACAAUUGAUUUAAUGGUGCUAUGAGCUGAACAACCCCCAUUGUAAUGAGGGACAGAGAAGGAGACAGUGGGUAUUACAGAGUUCAUUCUGUGGAUUGUGUGUAUUCCCUGUAUGUAGCAGUCUGUUGAGAGGUAGUUAUUGUCCUACUAGCAGAAAGAACCCCAAGGUCAGUGGUCACCUUGUUAACAGACUGAAUCGUAAGUUUGGUCCGACCAUGUUAACUGAAACACUGCCAACAUUAGAUCUUGUAUUGCUUUAAUUAUGGAUGGGUCUCAACAUCUGUGUUGACAUUGUAAACCCCUAUAGGUCAAUGCUUACUUUGUUAAAACACAAAAUGUUACAGAUAAAAAAACUUCUACCAUAUGAGGCACUAAACAUUGUUUAGUUAGAUCAUUGUUAUAUGUACAUGUAUGUCAGUAAUAAAUGGUGUCAAACACUUUUAAAACA